Somion occarium is the source of this 1928-nucleotide messenger RNA. The record is from the annotation of a GenBank genome assembly. NCBI's taxonomy places the organism in Eukaryota, Fungi, Basidiomycota, Agaricomycetes, Polyporales, Cerrenaceae.
AAGCGCCGUCCGCGCCGCGCUCGAGUUUGUAUCUCUCACUUCGACCACCACCUUCCCCUUCAUCCCUCAACUCUCGACUUUCAGCAGGCCUGCGCGCUGUGCACCAUUCAUAUUGUAUCUGGAACGGAGGAAAAAGACUAGUAUUCGCUACCUCGGAACACGCAUUCUUCCUGUAUCAUACUUGCCUGUAAGAGCCCCCUCGUUUCCCUCUACUCUCUUCGGAAACGUACCUUUGUCUCUUCUAAAAAGCUAUUUUCUGACCUGUCCCUCCUCUGAUCCUGUUGCAUUUGCCUCUUUCCUGUCACCGUUGAUACUCAAAAAAUCCUGUCGCUCUCAUCUUGUAUAGAACAAGAGACACGAUUUUUACACAUCCUCGCGCUCUGCUCUAAGUCUCGACAACAAAAAAUCAUGCCUGGUGAAGACGAUUUCGAUAUCUAUGGAGAAGAUGAGGGUUUCUCGAAGCCUGUAGUGUCGCUUGAAGAUGAUCCCGCAGAUGAGUCUCAACCUCGGUCCAGCUCCCCUGUCGUCGGAGAGAAACGCCCUCGAGAAGAUGAUGAAUCUGAGCAGCAGCGAACACCUCAACUCGACCAGAAGCCUGUACAUCUUCAACGGUCUCCCUCGGGCAUGCGAAGUCCUAGCCUCAGCAGUAACACCUACAGCGCCAAUGGUCAAUCGAAAGACAUGGUCGUCAGCCAUACCCCUUCCGGCCAAGGGAACAUGGACGCGUUGUAUAUCGGAGACUUGCAAUGGUGGACGACUGAUGAGGACCUUCGACAAGUCGCGCUUAACGUCGGCGUCACUCUUGACCAUAAAGACAUCACCUUUUCCGAACACAAAGUGAACGGUAAGAGUAAAGGAAUUGCCUAUAUCGAAUGCCAUAGCCACGAAAACGCAGUUGCAAUCAAGAACUUCUUUGACAACAAUGACUUCCAGAAUCGAAGGGCAACGGCGAACCUCACUAGCUCAUCACAAGGCAAUCCUUUCCGUACUCUACCCAAAGAGCCUCCACCGCGAGAACACCGCCAAGUUACUAACGUGCAAGCAGGUGGUACUGGCGGUAUGGCCCGCGGUGGUAGCUACCGUGGCGGGAUGGCGAGUACAAACGUCGGCAUGAGCAUGCGUGGUGGUAUGACUAGCGGUGGUGCAGGUGGUAUGAUGCGUGGAGGUCUGCCUGCAGCCAUGAUGAGCGGAAUGGGCACCAUGGGUAUGGGAGGCAUGCCGAUGGGAGGAAUGGGAAUGGGAAUGAACGCCAUGGCCAAUAUGGCCGGCAUGAACAUGGGUAUGGGUAUGGGUGCUAUCAAUCCUGGAUUCGUCAGUAACGCUAUGGGUACUUCAGGCGGGUUCGCGGGUGGAAGGGGAGGCGGUAUGAUACCUCAAGGCCCGAGGGGCGGCGCCGGCAUGAUGGGUGGUGCUGGUGCGGGAGGUGGUGCGGGAGGCUUUGGAGGACGAGGGGGUGGUAUGAUGGGCGGCAUGGGUAUGGGCAUGAUGCCGAUGGGUGGAAGAGGUGGAUUCUCGAACGUUCAAGGACAUUUCAACCCAGCGUUCAUGCAAGGGGGCGGAGGCGCGGGAGGUGCUGGAGGACAGUUUGGGCCUGACGGACCGAGAAAGAGAUUCAAGAUGGAGGGGAACGAGUAGUUGCUUUUGUUUGCAGUUUCGUUCGUUCGCUCGUUCGAAUAUUGUUGAGUCUGUACGUUUCUUCUUCCGUUCAUCCUGCAUAUCAGUUAUUUCCCUGUAGUUCGUACAAUACCUCUCCCCCGCUCUGUUGUGCUCUCGUUGUCUUUUCUUUUAUUUUCUUGUUGUCAUCUCUUAUUCGAUUGCAUUAUAAAUAAUCUCCCAAUGUGUUCGGUUGCAUUCUGAAUACCAACUAUUGUAUUACUCUGUGACAUGUGUGCACUGUGAGUUUGGUUGGGACCAGCAAAAUAAAGGGC